UUGUCCAUCGAAAGCGCCGACCCGCGCAGUUGCCGGCUGCGACCAUAUCUCCAACCCAGGCACAAGUCGACUACGGCUGCCAGCCCGCCAUGCCACCUCGAAUAAACAUCCCGCCAGUCACCCGCAUCGUGCUCAUUGCACUGGGGCUGCAGUCGGUGCUGAGUGCGGCAAUCCGGUAUCGACAAUGGACGGCAAACUCAGAAAUCGUCAUCCCCUACCUCAACCUCGUCCCACAACUCUCCCUCAUCUACCCCUGGACCUUCCUCACAACAACCUUCGUCGAGAGCAACGUCUUCACCUUGUCGAUUGCCUGCCUCACCCUUUACAAUGGCGGCCGCUACCUGGAGCGUGCUUGGUCCUCGCGCGAGUUCGCCAAGUUCCUGCUCGUCACGUCCCUCGUGCCCAACACCCUCUGCUUCGGCACUUCCAUUCUAUUCUUCGCCCUCACACGAAAUGAGGCAUGGACGCUCAUGACCAUUGCGGGCACCAUCCCCCUGCAAAUCUCCUUCCUCGUCGCCUUCAGCCAGCUAGUCCCGGCGCACACCGUGACGCUCUUCAGGGGCCUGCUCUCCCUGCGCGUUCCCCGCUUCCCGCUACUCUACAUCGGGCUCGUUACCCUCCUCUGCCUCACGCCCAUGCUCACCAUCGCCUCCUUCUUCCUCGCCGUCUACGGCUUCCUCGUCAGCUGGACCUAUCUGCGCUUUUACAAGGUCGCCUUCCCAGACCUCGACACAUCCCAGCCGAACUCCCUCCGCGGCGACGCUAGCGACACCUUUGCCAUUGCCGAGUUCUUCCCCGGCCCCGUGCGGCCUCUGGUCGCGGCCAUCUCGGACCACGUGUUCGACGUGCUCGUGGCCAUGCGCCUGUGCGUGCCCUUCAGUGCCGCCGACAUCUCCGCCGCCCGCGGCGACCACAGCCACGGCUUCUCCCACCGCGGCGCUCCGGGAAGUGCCCGCGCCGAAGCGGAGAGGAGGAGGGCGCUCGCGCUCCGGGCCCUCGACCAGCGUCUGCACGCCGCCACUGCCACCGCCGCCGCCCGGGCACAAAGCGCGCCAGUCCCGCCUGCCGUGGUUCCGCCUAUCCCGUCGGCGACCGGGCCGACCGUGCAGAGCCAGCCCCAGGCUCCGCCGCCAAACGCCAUGACGGCGCAAACAGCACCUGGCAGCGGCCUGCUGGGCGAGACGCACUAUAAUCCCGAUGCGGAUGCGGAUAGGAACGGGCCCUGAGUGGGUUUGUGGCAGAUAUGAGAGAGAUGUGUCAAGCUGUUUCUGUCAAUGCGAUCUAGCACAUCCUCUGGGUUCAAAGACAGCCAACUCUCGGAGUACAGCAAGCGAGCGUAGAGCGAAUAGCGUUCUUGAAACAGAUUCAAUAAUUGCCUCCAAUAUCCGGUGGUUUGGGCGAUGAGAGCAUCACUUUCAAGUUGGGAAUUCUAGAAGUUGAUGGUAGGCUGGAGGGAAUACAUCCCUCUUAGGGGCAGUUCGAAUACCUGAUACCCGCCCGCGGGAAUGGGGCGACUUGUCAUGACGGAUGGCGAUACUUCACAGGAUCGUGAAUAAGUAUGAAGGUGCCACGAGCACUAUCAUCGUGCUGUAUAGCAAAUGUGAUAUUCUGUUGCCCUACGAGCUAUGGUUGAAUUGUGAUUUGCUAAAUACAUUGACCG
Parathielavia appendiculata is the source of this 1660-nucleotide messenger RNA. Its product is annotated as DUF1751-domain-containing protein. The record is from RefSeq and is a predicted model, not a curated record. The transcript has 2 exons. Gene Ontology annotation, cellular component: Golgi apparatus; membrane. The coding region runs from base 90 to 1226 and encodes 378 amino acids. Gene Ontology annotation, biological process: retrograde vesicle-mediated transport, Golgi to endoplasmic reticulum. Lineage: Eukaryota; Fungi; Ascomycota; Sordariomycetes; Sordariales; Chaetomiaceae.